GCCAUGACGCACCGUGUGCGUCUAUUACGUUGCGGAUGUAAACACUGCUCAGUUCACGUGGAGGGAAAACCGGGAAGCCCUGACCAUGCCACCGAAGCUGGAGCGUUUCGUUAGUCCGGGAAAAGGUAACGGUCUGCGGGCGACCGUGCGGAUCAAGAGAGGAGAGCUGGUGUACUCCGCCGAGCCGCUGGCGUGCUGCGUGUCCAACAAACUGUCCAGAGAUGUCUGCCACCACUGCUUCUCACGACGUGAGACCUUGUUGCGGUGUUCCCAGUGCAAGAUGGCUCGCUACUGCAAUACCACUUGCCAGAAACAAGCAUGGUCUGGCCAUAAGAGAGAGUGUAAAUGUCUGCAAAGCCUCCUACCCAGAAUUCCCACUGACUCAGUCCGUCUGGCGGCUAGACUCAUCUUUGCCUUGCUAAGUCCAUCUAAGAGCAGUAGUGAGGAGCUCUACACUUUGGAGGAGCAUGAGUCACACCUGAGUUCCAUGUCUGAGCACAAGAAACAAGGUGUGGCUCAGCUGACAUCCAUGUUAGAGCUGUAUCUACAACAGGAAGUACCUGACCUGGCACAGGAAGUGACGUCAGCACUGCCACCUUCCUGCCGAGAACCCUUCAGCCUUAUUGCAAAGGUGACAUGUAAUUGUUUCACCAUCAGUGACGGAGAGCUGCAGGAGAUUGGAGUUGGGCUGUAUCCUAGUUUAUCUCUGCUGAACCACGACUGUCGGCCAAACUGUGUGAUGGUGUUUGUGGGAACAAAACUGCAGCUCAGAGCUGUUCGGGAUAUCAACCCCAAAGAGGAGCUGACUAUAAGUUACAUUGAGACGUUGUCGUUGACUGAAGAUCGACAGAGACAGCUGGAGGACCAAUAUCAUUUUACAUGCAGCUGCCAGCAUUGUGACUCUCAAGACAAAGACAGACUCAUGCUGCCAGGGCACGAAUCAACAUGGCGCCUGCUGAAGGAGGAUCUACCCAGACUGGAAGGACUGAAAGCAGAGUCGGAUUGGCAAGCGUUAUUGGAGGGCUGUAGUCGUCUCUUAUCGACUGUUGGUGGUGACGUGCCCGAUGAGAAUCUGUAUAAACUCAGAAUGACAGACAUGGCUGUAGAUGCUUCCAUUCACCUGGGACACUGGGAGGAGGCUGUGGGAUACGGAGAGAAAACACUUCCAGUAUACAGCCAAUACUACCCCGAUCCUCAUCCGGUCCAUGGGGUCCAGCUGAUGAGAGUCGGAAAGCUGCAACAUUACCUGGAACAUAUUGAGGACGCUUUGGACACAUUCAAACAGGCCUAUCGGAUCAUCAAGCUCACCCACGGGGAUGAUCACCCAAUGACCACCGAUCUACUGAUGAAGAUGGAGGAAUGUCGCACUGAGAUGGUUCGACAAUCAUCAAGCAGUCACUGAGACGCAGCUACAAAACAAAGAAAAAGAAAUAGGACUGGACUCAUGUUCAUUUAAUUUAGUGGACUAACUUCACUUUCUGUCUUAAUUUCUUAAAAUCUCAAUGUUCUUAGUGUAUCAAUCAAAUCCAAUCAUCAGAUUUAGGAGAUAAACAGAAUGUAGAGAAAUAUACAUUUUGCCUUCUGUAAAUUAUAUCUGUCAUACAUUGAAAUCGGUGUGUUUGCAGUCUGAUUUUAUAUUAUCUUAUAUUGUUUUUCAGAAGUUGUCUUGUUAAAAUGUUUUGACCCCUCAUUUUGUCAAAACUGAAGGAAAAUAGUUAAGAUUUGUUAUACCCAGAUUAAAAACACAAAAGUCUGCAGCAAUGCAGCUAAGUGAGGCUGCACUCGGGGCCCAGCGGUGCUUUGAACUAUAAGCUAGUUUAGCAUGCUAAUAUGUUAGCAUGCUAAUAUGUGGUGAUUAGCACUAAACACAGAGUAACGCUGAGGCUAAUGAGAAUGUCUUUAGUUUUGGGUUGAAGUAUUAUGAUCCAGGCACAUUAACAGAGAGAAUAGUAUUUGUCAUCCAAUAUACUGUAAAUUCCUUUAAAGGAAUAGUUCAACAUUGUGUGAAUGAUUUUUAUUUGCUUUCUUUUUAGGAUUUGAGAUGAGUAAAUAUUACAGAGUUAUAUUUGUAAGGCGAUUAGCCAAGCUUAGCAUGAUGUAACAACUGGAAGUAGAGGAAACAUCUGUUCAAGGUUGAAAACUACAGCAAGCACUCACUUAUGAAUUAUUUUCUCUGUUCAAUUUUAUUGACAUACAAAGUAAGCGGUCGUGUGUGUGUGUGUGUGUGUGUGUGUGUGUGUGUGUGUGUGUGUGUGAAAAAGAGCAUGGAGACCUGUAGGCCUCUGUCUCCUGCAUUUAGUCUUCAUGUACCAUCGGUGUGUGUUUUGUGUGUGCUGUUUUUGUCAGGUUUCAAAACAUCCAUCUUUCCUCUAUAUAUAUCCUUUACACACACUUCCCAUGUUAAUCCCUGUUUUGUGUGUUAAAAGUUAAUCCCUGUGUCUGUGAUGGAAUGUGGUGAUGGGUUUCUCUUACAUACACACACACACACACACACACUAAUACACUUCCUAUGUUAAUCCCAAAAGUCUACCGUUCGCUAACUGAUGACAGUAUUUCCGCUGAGAGGGAAACCCUGUGUGUGUGUGUGUUUCCGUGGGUUAUGGGGGACUAGAAAUUCGUUUGAUAUUUAGGUUUCCAAAAAGGUUUUGGUUUUCUGAAACUUGCUCUCUCAGCACUAGAAUAGCCGACAUGUUACAAACCCCAAAUCCUUCAUCCGUCCUGGAUAAGUCAGCAGUAAACUAUUCUCUGGUCAUUACUAUUCAGCAUAAAACAAUAUUGUAUUUAUGUUUUUUAAAUUAUUGACAAUAAUUACAGAAUUACAAAAGUUAUGGCAGUAACAUGCUCUUUUAAUUUCCCCCUGCUGAUAUGUGUGGAAGAAAAGAGAAAAGGCUUUCAUUGAUGCUAUCUGGAAGAGACUAAAUGAAAUGAAUGUGAAGAUUGAAUGGAGUCGUAAUGAAACUAGUGGACUGAAUAGUCUGUGGAAGAGUCAGUCCUGCUGUACAACACUGCUGUAUACCUCCAUUACUCACUUCAUUGGCUCUGUUGCUUUCUGUCUCUCACCCUUUCUCCUCUUGCACAUCUUAACGGCCAUUAAAUUAGAUUUACUAUUGCUUAACCAUAACCCUCUGUCACUCACUGUCUCUCUCCCCCAUUUCUCUCUCUCUCACUCCCCAAAGGCUUUCAAAUUAAAUUCCCUAUUCAUUGGCAUCUCUCUCUCUCUCUUUUGCUGCACAUCUCUGCAGGCAGCCCGAGCCAAUCACAAAAAGGACACCUAGUGGUUUUAACCCAUCUCCAUUCACUCACCCUUCUGCCAUUUGCUCUCCCCCAUUUUCUAUUUUCACUCUCAUUUUGUAGACACCCCCUCUCCCUGUGUCUCCCCCUGCGCCACCUCACCUCUGCACUCUCUUAACUCUCCCUGCUAUCAUCUCUCAUUUUCUCUCCCACUCCUUCUGUAUCUUCAAGACUUCUCUGUCCAUUCUUAUUAUUUUCCACAAUCUUAAAUCCAAAUGUAAACCAAACACCUAAAUUGGAACCUGCCGUCACUCCCAAAUUGAUUGUCAGGUCUCAUAAAGGAUCUACAUUGGAUGACAGCGAAAUCUGUGUAAUUCUGUUUAAGGUUUUGUAAAAUAUCUGCAUGUCAAAUUGUAUAAAAUAAUAAAUUGAGUCAUUAAUAGGUCAGAAUCACGUCGACUUUCCUCUCCCCUCUCAGCUGCCUGUUCCAAAGAGAUGCCGCUGUUUCAACUUAUAUUAACAGCCAGAGACGGUAGAUUUUAUCCCCGGUAUCACUUCUCGAUUAUCUUCCUGUGUUUCAGCGUUCUGUGAUAAGGAGUUGAAGGAUAUUACCAUAUAUUCAUGAGUAAUCUCACCUUAGAAUGAAAUGAAAAAGCUCCACAUAAACCCCACAUCUUCACCACGUCCUCAUCACCUCUCCAUCUUUCUUUCAUCUUUGAUUGGGCUUCUUCAUAAUCAGAGCAAGCUCUUAAAACCAGACCGUUGAGCUGAAGGGUAACUGCCUAUAUUGCAGCUUCCUGGACAUCUUUAAACUUUACAGUGAGUCCUUGUUGGACUGAAAGUCGCUUGUUUCUUUUGUAGUGAUUUUAGCCAUGACAGCGGCAUGUCUCUAGGGAUGUUGGUCGGUCAGUCGGUCCACCACUUUACUCCAGACUGGAUGAUUACCAUGAAAUUUGGUACAGACAUUCCUGGUUCCCAGAUAAUGACUCCUUCUGACUUUGAUGACUUUAAAUCUAGCGCCACAAUGUGGUUGAGAUUUGUGGUUUUGAGUAAAACGUCUCAUCAACUAUUGGAUGAGACUUUUUUCAUUAAAUAGAGUUCGGUAACUUUUCUGACACCUCCUGCUUAAAACCCCAAAAGUCAGAAGGAUCAUGAGGCCCUGCUUUCACAGUCUGUAUUCAUACUGAAAAUCAAGUCAUUUUUCUUUGUCCGGGCACAUUGAAGUGGUCUAAAUCCAUACCAAGAAGAUUCACUUGUAUAAAACAAGAUUUCCUCAAGACAAAGGCUAAGUGGGCCUAAUAAUUAUCACCAAUCUCAGCAACAACAUUGAACAAUUUAGCAUGAAAAUUUGUCUCGCUAUCUUGGGCAGGAAAUUAAACUUUUAACUCUUGCCAAGUGGAUGAGUGGUGAGUUCAGAAAAGAGAGGAAUAGACCGAUGAUCGUAAUAUUAUUUGUCCAAAUUUACCCAGGAGAUCAGUCUAUUACUAUUUUCUAAAUUGAAUGUUGUUGUUUUUUCCUGAAAUGAAUCCACUUGUCUCUGUAUUUUGUCCUCCCCAACCUCACCCAUCUUAACUCUCCUGCACCGUUUCAGCUCUUCUUCACCGUCUCUCUCCUCUCCCACUCUUCUAAAAUGUAAUCCUUUACUCCAAAUCUUUCUCACGUCUCCCUCUUACACUGCAUUUCCUUUUGCUACCUUUUUUCUCCUUUCUUC
Molecule: messenger RNA, 4942 nt
Organism: Anarrhichthys ocellatus (wolf-eel)
Lineage: Eukaryota; Metazoa; Chordata; Actinopteri; Perciformes; Anarhichadidae
Gene: smyd3
Product: SET and MYND domain containing 3
Exons: 12
Coding region: 86-1402 (438 amino acids)
Cellular component (GO): nucleus
Molecular function (GO): protein binding
Source: RefSeq, a predicted model, not a curated record